AUGAAAACAAUUGGUUUUUCUAUUGAUAAAUUACCUGAAGAAUUUCGCGAUGUUAUACCAGAAUAUAUAUUUCAAUCAAGAAAAUUAAUAUCUAUUGUUCAUAAUAUUGCUGAUAUUGCAUUGGAAUUAAAUGAAAAUACAUUUGAUAGAAAUUAUACAAAUGAUAAUGCUUUAUAUGGUUUAAGAUUAACUCGUUAUUUACCAAAUAAAAAUGAUCAAGAAUUAGCAUUUGGAGAACAUCAAGAUUAUCUUGGUUUUACAUUAUUACAAAAUGAUAAUGUACCAGGAUUAGAAGUAAAUAUGAAUGGAAAAUGGUUUCGUGUUGAUCCUAAAGCAAAUAGUUUAUUAUUAAUUGGUGGUGAAUUUAUUGAAAAAUGGACAAAUAAUUAUUGGAUAUCUAUUAAACAUCGUGUUGCAAGAAUAGAACAAUUAAGAUAUUCUAUUGUAUUCCUUAGUGGACUAGAUUUAAAUACUCGCAUUGAAACAUUACCAUGUAAAAGUUGUACAUUAACAAAAUCAAAAUAUUUUACAAUUACGGUACAUGAACAUUUAAAACAAAAACAAAUGGCUACUCUACAUUAUUAA
This is a messenger RNA of Adineta steineri, 585 nucleotides long. NCBI's taxonomy places the organism in Eukaryota, Metazoa, Rotifera, Eurotatoria, Adinetida, Adinetidae. The record is from the annotation of a GenBank genome assembly.